AUGGCGGUUUCUGCAGGGGCUUUAGCUUUUGCUUCUCCUCUUUCUUCAUCCCCUGCCUUAUCCGUCCGAGCCGCCCUUAAUUCUACUCCGGUGACGGUUUCCGAGAUUAAAGAUGAACAAGGAAACAUCACUAGUUCUUCUACCCAGAAAUUCACCUACAGUCGCGCUUCUCCCUCCGUCCGAUGGCCACAUUUGAAUCUCCGUGAGACGUAUGACUCCAAAAGCUCAACACCAUCGCAGCCUAUUUCUUCUCCGGUUUCGCCAACCGAUGUCGCCGAUAUUCCAAAUUCCGGUGAAUUCGUCGAUUCUGUUGGCUCCAGCGAGCAGCAGAAGGCGAAUGAAGAAACCGCCGUGGCGAGUCGGAGAAGAAGAGUGAAGAAGCUGAAUAAGGUGGCUCUGCUAAGAGCCAAAGAUUGGAGAGAGAGAGUGAAAUUCCUGACGGAUAAGAUUCUUGGCCUGAAACCUAAUCAGUUCGUCGCGGAUAUUCUCGAUGGAAAGCCUGUUCAGAUGACUCCCACUGAUUACUGCUUCGUCGUGAAAUCCGUCGGUCAAGUGAGCUGGCAACGAGCACUCGAGGUUUUCGAGUGGCUCAAUCUCCGUCACUGGCACUCACCCAAUGCCCGAAUGGUCGCAGCCAUACUCGACGUUUUGGGACGGUGGAAUCAGGAAUCACUUGCGGUGGAGAUUUUCACCAGGGCUGAGCCAGCCGUCGGAGACACGGUACAAGUGUACAACGCAAUGAUGGGAGUUUAUUCUCGCAGUGGCAAGUUUUCAAAGGCACAAGAGAUGCUCGAUGCAAUGCGUCAAAGAGGAUGUGUUCCUGACCUUAUAAGUUUCAAUACUCUUAUCAACGCUAGGCUUAAGUCUGGUGGCUUGACUCCGAAUCUAGCUGUUGAGCUAUUAGAUAUGGUGAGGAAUUCGGGUCUUAGGCCUGAUGCGAUCACCUUCAACACUCUUCUUAGUGCUUGUUCGCGGGAUUCGAAUUUGGAUGGUGCAGUUAAGGUUUUUGAAGACAUGGAAGCUCACCGAUGUCAGCCUGACUUGUGGACUUAUAAUGCUAUGAUCUCUGUGUAUGGUAGAUGUGGGCUUGCUGCUGAAGCCGAGAGGCUCUUCAUGGAGUUGGAGCUUAAAGGUUAUUCCCCUGAUGCAGUGACAUACAACUCUUUGCUCUAUGCUUUUGCCAGAGAAAGAAAUACGGAGAAGGUGAGUUGGCAACGAGCUCUCGAGGUUUUCGAGUGGCUCAAUCUCCGUCAUUGGCCGUCGUAA
Arabis nemorensis is the source of this 1266-nucleotide messenger RNA. Lineage: Eukaryota; Viridiplantae; Streptophyta; Magnoliopsida; Brassicales; Brassicaceae. The record is from the annotation of a GenBank genome assembly.